Messenger RNA from Caenorhabditis briggsae, 204 nucleotides. NCBI's taxonomy places the organism in Eukaryota, Metazoa, Nematoda, Chromadorea, Rhabditida, Rhabditidae. The record is from RefSeq and is a predicted model, not a curated record. The coding region runs from base 1 to 204 and encodes 67 amino acids. The transcript has 2 exons.
AUGCGUUUCUUCGUCAUCGCUACUUCCAUGCUCGCCGCCGCUUCGGCCUUCUUGUUCCCAUCUGGAGGAGGCGGAGGAUGUGGAUGCGCUCCACCACCACCACCACCAUGCGGAGGAGGAUGCGGAGGAGGAGGUGGCUACGCCGCCCCACCACCACCAGCCUACGCUGCUCCAGCCGGAGGAUACGCCGUCGCCGGAAAAUAA